This is a messenger RNA of Eleginops maclovinus (Patagonian blennie), 3943 nucleotides long. Its product is annotated as kazrin-like. The coding region runs from base 833 to 2257 and encodes 474 amino acids. The record is from RefSeq and is a predicted model, not a curated record. NCBI's taxonomy places the organism in Eukaryota, Metazoa, Chordata, Actinopteri, Perciformes, Eleginopidae. The transcript is spliced from 11 exons.
AAGAAGCCUCUGGAAACCACCAGCUGUACCAGCCCUACUUUUCUCUUUCUAUUCAACCCCUCCACUUUCUCAUCCUCCUUUUUUCCCUCAGCACAGGGGGAAGAUGAAGCACUCGAGUUUGCUAGAAUCUGUUUCCCAGCAGCGGCCCAAGCCUUAAGAUGGAUCGAGGGGAUUUGCAUGGGGUGGGGUGGAGAGAGUAAGAGAUCUGAGGGAGCAGAGGAGAGGGAGAGAGAGAUGUUACUGCUGAGGCUCUGCAAAUGAGGGCUGAAGAGAGGGAGGAGAGAAAAGGGGGCAUAGUAACACCGACCAGAAAACAACUGUGCUGUCCUGCUCCCAGAGCACAAACGCUGCUGUCUACUCAAACUCGGAGUGAGGGGGGAGGAGGGACGAUUGACUUUUACCUUCCAUAGUCACUGUGCUCACCCCUCGCCUCCCCCUCUUCUUUGCUCUUCCCCUUCAACCCAGCCUCUCUGGAGCUGCAGAAGACUGUCAGCCUACACAGACGAAGCACAGGCAAAGCUGCCUGCUCUACCACCCCGUAUUACUCUCCCUUACACACACACACACCAAAAUGCUCUCACAGGCACACAUUCAGAGAACUUUCUGUUGCGCACACACACUUACAUGCUGACACGCAGGCAGGCACACCCCCUCCCAUUAUCUGUGCGGUGAGCAAUUUUGCUCAUAGUGGUGUGAGCAGCGAAGGGCUGUAUUUCGCUCCUCAGCAGCAGCGGCAGCAGCAGCAGCAGCAGGACGGGUCCAGAGGAAAGCAGUCAUCACCAGAGAUCACACCCCAGCUUCUACAACUGAAGUGUGUGCCAGUGGGACAGCCAUGGAGGACACCCUCACCUGCAGCCAUGCCACCUUCUCCCAGGUGUUUGGACGCCAGGGACAGCUCAUGCAAGCCACGGUGCAGUCUCUCAACAGCCUGAACGACCAGAUUGCUCAGUUCAUGGUGACCAGACCUUGCAGCCUGGCUCAUGAGGACGAGUCCUUCAUCCCGGGAGAGAGGGACACCUUGAGGAAGUCCAUGACUCUGAUGAGGCACCUGCUAAUGGAUGCUCAGGGGAAAAUUCUUAAAAUGAUGGAAGACAACAAACAUCUGGCUCAGAGGAUUGAUGGGGCUAUUCAGUCCGCCAGUCAGGAAGUGACCAACCUCCGCUCUGAGCUCUCCGCCACCAGCCGCAGACUGGCUGAAUUGGGUGCCAGCAGCCCCCCUGCCUUAGAGAACCACCACCAGUACAACCACCAUGAUGACAGCCUCCAUUACCGGGAUCCAUCGAUGCACCACAGACAGAAGACGAUGGUGAGGGACAUGUGCUACCCGACGGAGAUAUCCAGCCUGAUGGACUUUGGCACCCCGGACUGCUCGCUAGGCAAAGUGUUGUUGCGCGAGGAGGUGGUCCAGCUUCAAGAGGAGGUCCACCUGCUGAGGCAAAUGAAGGACAUGUUGAGUAAGGACCUGGAGGAGACCCAGGGAGGCUGCUCCGCAAACCUGCUCUCAGCCACCGAGCUACGUGUGCAGCUGGGUGACAAGGAGCAGGAGCUGGACCGUGCCAAGGAGGCCUUACAAGCAAUGAAAGGUGACCGGAAGCGACUAAAAGUGGAGAAGUCAGACUUGAUGAGUCAGAUGCAGCAGUUGUACACAACACUGGAGAGCAGAGAAGAACAGCUGCGAGAAUUCAUACGUAACUACGACCAACAUCGAAAGGAGAGCGAGGACGCAGUGAAAGUCCUGGCAAAGGAGAAGGACAUGCUGGAGAGAGAGAAGUGGGACCUGAGAAGACAGACCAAAGAAGCCACAGAGCAGGCCAACAUCCUGCGCUCUCAGAUGGACAUGAAGGAGAACAGGGUCAAAGAACUGGAGGCCGAACUGACUAUGGCAAAGCAGUCUCUGGCAACUUUGACAAAAGAUGUACCUAAGCGCCACUCGGUGGCCAUUCCUACAGAGCCUGUGGUGAACGGCAGUCAGGAGUGGGUGAUGCAGGCUGACCUGCCGCUCACCGCCGCUAUUCGCCAGAGUCAACAGACCCUCUACCACGGACACAGCACAGACAGACAGGCUGUGGUCAGGAUCAGCCCCUGCCACUCUCGCCAGCCGUCUGUCAUCUCUGACGCAUCAGCAGCUGAUGGAGACCGCUCGUCGACGCCCAGCGACAUCAACUCACCUCGGCACCGGACACACUCCCUCUGCAAUGUAAGAGCUGCCUGGCCCCAUCGAGCAAUCCAUGGAGGAUCUGGAGGACCAGAAGCGUAAAAAGAAGAAGGAGAAGAUGACUCUGGGAUCCCUGUCACGGGUGUUCGCUCGAGGCAAGCAGCGCAAGUCACUGGACCCCGGCCUGUUUGAUGGUACAGCCACCCCUGAUUAUUACAUAGAGGAGGAUGCCGACUGGUGAUGCUGAGUGUGUGUGUGUGUGUGUGUGUGUGUGUGUGUGUGUGUGUGUGUGUGUGUGUGUGUGUGUGUGUGUGUGUGUGUGUGUGUGUGUGUGUGUGUGUGUGUGUGUGUGUGUGUGUGUGUGUGUGUGUGUGUGUGUGUGUGUGUGUGUGUGUGUGUGUGUGUGUGUGUGUGUGUGUGUGUGGAGGUGGGAGGCGGGUACAUUUGAAAAGAAAAGCCUGCGACUGCUAUCCCCUUAAAUGUACAGUAUAUCAACCUUAAAUUGUAUGUUUGUAAAUUAGAUAUAUAUUUAUAGAUGUACAUGUAUGCAUAUGUAUAUAUGUUUACAUGCAUAUAAAUAUAUACAUGGGGUUACUAUUAUGUGUAGACAUGUUAAUGCUGUAUUAUCUUCCAAAUGUCUUUAAUGUUUUGUUUUUUAUAACUGGAGACUUGAAGGACUGCUGUUCAUAUGUAAAUAGGAGUUAUUGUGAAUCGAGUGUUUUUACUGUAAGUGUCAUUUGGCUUUUGUUACUUUACAGUUGCUUUUUUCAUGCUUUGCUACACUGAUAUCUAAUUUUCUUCUUAUUGCCACUCUUGGCCCAUUUCUUAUUAUGAAAGAGAUAUUUCCUGAUUGGUUUCAAAAGAAAUUCAUCACUUGGAGUUAUAAUUGGCCAUAUUCUGUGGUUUUAUGAAAAGUAAUACUUACUUUGAGAGGCAUUACUGGUACAUUGUUGCUGUCAAGGUUUUUUGACAAAUGCUGGCUCACAGUAUUUAAACAUAUCAUAAUGUGGGCGGCAGUGAUUUUUUCAUAAAGGCUUCCUUUUCAAAUUGAUGAUUAAUAUUAUCAGUUCCUCUAAAUAACAACUGGCCAACAAGGGUUUAAAGGGCAAACAUCCUUAAAAUAUAUAGUUGCUCAGACCUGAAUGCAAAAACAAAAUAUGAACAGUGAUGCUUACUCAGGCACACCUCUGCUAUGCAGUAAAAAUAACAUGUGCAAAUGCCAAAGGUUAAACACUGACUUUAGAAAACCUUCGUAUCAUUCUGUCACUGUUAGCACUAGCCUCGUGUCAUUGUUUAUGUCUGACUCAUAUCUUACAGAGCGCUAUCUAACAUGCCAAUAUAAGACGAAGGAAUGUGCAUUACACACCUGCAUGAUCCCUCUGUGUUGCUUUGAUUAGAUGUCCAUUCAUUGCCAAUCAAAUUAAUAAUAUCCACAAUCCUGUGUUGCUCCUGUGUUCCCUUUUCCCUUAGCAGAGUUAUCUCCUUGCAUUAUGAAUGCACGGUCCCCUUUUUUCUUUUUUGUUUUGCUUUGUGUAGAAUCCCUCCUCAUUUCUUGCAAAUGUGGCUCUAAUAAUUCUAUGUUAACUGCUUUGUAAUUUAGGAGAUGUUGCAUAAAAGAUUAAAUCUAUUGAAGUAUUUUAUUUAAAAAGACAAAAAGUAGAGGUAACUUCAAAUAUUUAUCUGCUGCAGCUGUUGCAGCCAGAUGUUGAGGAGGUUUUAGCAUUUACAAAAAUGAAUUAUAAUUGAAAUGAAAUCUUAUUUUAAAAAUAAAACUAGUAACUGAAUACA